AUGGUAUGCAGAGGUGGUUGUCAACCAACUCAUCUAAUGUUUGCUGAUGACAUCUUCAUCUUUUGCAAUGGUAAUAAAAGAACUCUGGAGAAUUUGAUGGCAAUAUUAAUGAAAUACCAAAAUAACUCUGGUCAAGAAGUAAAUAAAGCCAAAAGUAAAUGUUUUGUGGGUGGAUUUUCAACAACUAGACAACAAGAGAUUGCAAAUUUUUUGCAGAUGGAUCGUUCUUUCUUCCCAGACAAGUAUUUGGGUGUUAUUCUUAACCCUGGUAAGGUUACAACUCAGCAAUUAUCGGGGAUGGUGGAGAUGAUGCAAAAGAUACUAGCUGGAUGGAUUGGUAAAAUGUUGGCUUUCUCAACAAGAUUGACUCUUGUUAAGCAUGUUUUAUGUAGUAUGCCAAUAUACACUAUGGUUGUAUAUAAAUGGACAAAAUUAGUUAUUCAAGCUUGUGAAAGAAUUAUCAGGAAUUUUUUGUGGUCUGGGGAUCCAUCAGUGAAAAAUCUAAUUACAAUUAAAUGGGAUUAA
Messenger RNA from Papaver somniferum (opium poppy), 525 nucleotides. RefSeq lists its product as uncharacterized. The record is from RefSeq and is a predicted model, not a curated record. Bases 1 to 525 code for a protein of 174 amino acids. Lineage: Eukaryota; Viridiplantae; Streptophyta; Magnoliopsida; Ranunculales; Papaveraceae. The transcript has a single exon.